Molecule: messenger RNA, 2073 nt
Organism: Pygoscelis adeliae (Adelie penguin)
Lineage: Eukaryota; Metazoa; Chordata; Aves; Sphenisciformes; Spheniscidae
Gene: CD164
Product: CD164 molecule, sialomucin
Exons: 6
Coding region: 1-786 (261 amino acids)
Cellular component (GO): lysosome; endosome
Source: RefSeq, a predicted model, not a curated record
AUGCGUGGAAAAUCAAAAUGUGGCCUGGAAAGAGAGGCCAUAACCAAGCGCAUUGGAAGUUCAAAGGAAAGAGCAUUCAUCGGGCUCGGAUGCAGAUACACGGCUAAACCAGCCUUGCUGUGCCAGGGCUACACAGACACCGUCAGUGUACAGCCCUCUCGCCUCUAUUCCCAGGACUGCGAAGAGCUCUGCGCUGAGCGACCUUUGCUCCUGGGCUCGCCGUAUGAGCUGCUAAACCCCACAAACCAGCGCCAGUGUAUCUGUGAAUACCUUUCUAACUGCAGUUCGUGUAUUGGUAAUGACACAGAUGUAACAGGCUGCAAGUGGAUCAGAUGUGAAAAAGACAUGUGUGUAAAUGAAACAGAAGUAGAUUUGAAAUAUCGGACCUGUAAAAUUGGAGAACAGUGUUCUUUUCCUACAGAUGUUCCUCUUUCCAGUACUACUACGCCGUCUUCCAAUACUACUACACCACCUGCCAAUACUACCACAGCGUCUUCCAAUACUACCACAGCCAGUCCUGCUACCACAGCUCAUACUACUAUAGCUAACAUCACCAAUGUAACUACACAUGCUCCUCUACCUACAACUACCAUUACUUCAGCCACCACAACAACCAGUAUUCCAGGUACAAAUGCUACUGUGACUCCUGCACCUUCUCCACGCAAAUCUACAUUUGAUGCUGCAAGUUUCAUAGGUGGAAUUGUCCUUGUUCUGGGUCUGCAGGCUGUUGUUUUCUUUCUGUACAAAUUCUGCAGGUCGAAAGACCGAAACUACCACACGCUUUAGGACCUGCCACUUUAUAAUGGACUAGUAGCCCAACACCUGUAGUUCACUGAACCAAAAUAUUUUCUGUUGCUCGUGGAAGACAGCAGUUCAUAUCCUUUAAAUCUCUAAAAGAAGACUUUAAAAGAAUAUUUUUGCAACAUUAUACUUGGCAAGAGGUGAUACGAAUCUCUUCAACAGGAUUACUUGCAAUAUGCUGCAUGGGUUCUAAUGGCUGUCUUAUUUUCCUUUAGUGGCUGCUGCUGUGGGACUUUUUUUUUAUAUGCCAAAUGUAGACAUUUAGAGAUUCUUAUUCAGUGGCAACACUGUCUUGAGUAGACAAUCUCAUGAUGACUUAUUGUGAAGGCUAAUUUAAUCAACAUUUGAUACAGUAUCCCUUCAGUUUUAUCAAGAUGUGAAUUAUGGGUGACUGACUUCAGGGAGUGAAAUACCGUUUAUACUAGCUUGUGGCUCUUCAGCGUGCUGCUAGAAAGAUGAACAAAAUUGUAGAAGUAGAUAAUGUCUUAACAGAAUAACAUAACCCAUAAUUUUUUUUCACAAGAAUAAAGGUUGCCUGAUAAAAUACUGCAUUCCAAAUAGAAAUCCUGUGCCCUUUCCAAUUAAUGUUGAGAGGGGAUGUAGGGAUAAUCCUUCUAAAAGGGAAAUGAAGAUUAGUGCCUUAAAAGACUAAAAAUCAGUAGGCUGCAAAAGCAUCCCACCUAUCUCAAAGAUAAAUAAAACUAAAUACUGGCUUUAUAUCGGAGAAUGGAAUACCUGUGACUUCAGCGUUCCAGUUUAAAAACUUUUUACACUAAAUAACUGUCCCUUAUUGACCUUGUUUGAGGGUGAGGGUGCAUGGUACAGUGAUGUUCAGCUACAAACAGAAGCUUUAAGUUGUUUACCUCUUGUUCUGGCCUACAAAGACCAACUAUAAAACUAGUGAUAAAAUUCAGUUCACUCCCUGUAUGAAAAGGCAACAGCUUACAUUUAUACUUGAAAUACUGGUGUUUGGGAAAUCCUGAGGUUUUUCUUAUUCAAAUGGUUCUUAAACUCGUCGCAAUUAACUUUGGGGUUUGCGUUUUUUUCUUUUUUACCCUCCUGUAUGUCUGCUUGCUGAAGUAGCAAUUAAGGGUAGUUCAGAGGAUCUGCUGAUUCGAUCCUAGUCAGGAUUGCUGUAGUCCUGGGGCUGCCAGGGCUACGCCUUUUUUCUUUCCCCUCCCUCCUUCCUGGCUUCAGGUUCGUGUCACCCUGCAGUGAACUGGUUAAGGAAAUCUCUUUGGCCAAAUAGUUGGGGUUUUGUGUUCUUCCCCC